GCAGCCUGCGUGAUUCAACGGAACUGGCGAGCCUCGGGACUACGGCGUUGGAUACGUCGUCGGCAACUGGCGGCCAUCGUCAUUCAGUCAGCUUGGCGUGGACAUCGUGUGCGCUGCGCCAAUAGGAGUGCUGCUGCAUUUCGUCAACGUCUGAGCGAGGCAACUCAAGAGGCGCGUGCCCGUCCACACAACACGCUUGGUGCUCGUGCCCGCCGCGCGCUGGCCAACUUGUUGCGGUAUACGUCUGUGGCGAGUGUGCUGGAGGCUCUUGGUCACUUGGAAACUGCUACCCGUUUCUCUCGCGAGGUUUGCCUCUGGCUACUCACCACUCCAACUUCAACCACACCACCACCAGUAGCAUCACAGUGUGGUGACGGCCGCAGAGGAUGUGAAGAGAAUGCGGAGUAUCUUCCCCAUGUGCUCUUGCGUCUGUUACACCUUUGCAACCGUUCUGUGCCCAACGAGGAGGUCGCGUUGGCAGCUGUCGCAGUGAUGCUCAACUUGACAGUUGCUGUCAACAAUGCUGACGCCGGCACCGUGGCAAUGUGGUGGCAGCGACGGGUGCUGAAUGAGGAGGGUUCUUCACACUCGCAGUCCAUUGUUGAAUUCCUAUUUGGCAGUCUGCACCGGUUGUCACGAGCAAAACCUGGCACGUCGAGUAUUCGCUUGUUUGCCCGCAUCUCAGCUCUCUUGGCCACCCUUUACGAGACACUGCCGGUCGACUUUGCUGCACCCAAUGACUACGUGGGUGAAACGGAGGCUCUCCUCUCCCUCGUGCGACGUCUAUGGUCUACUGCGCUCUCCCGUUUGCCGGUGAGGCCGGAGGUGAGACUCCUUCUGCGUCGUCACCAACCGCAUGAGUCGAGGAGGAGGAGGGGAUUGUUGCGUCGAAUCGUCACGCUGGAGCUGAAUUUGGAGCGUUUGCCGUCGAAACCGCAGGUCAAUCCAAUAAUCGCCUGUGAACUACUCCUCUCGACUCUUCGAGAGCACCAGCGACGGUGUGAACAUCACCACCAACAAAUUCACAAUACCCAGAUGUAA
Molecule: messenger RNA, 1041 nt
Organism: Hydatigera taeniaeformis
Lineage: Eukaryota; Metazoa; Platyhelminthes; Cestoda; Cyclophyllidea; Taeniidae
Source: the annotation of a GenBank genome assembly